Molecule: messenger RNA, 273 nt
Organism: Sporothrix brasiliensis 5110
Lineage: Eukaryota; Fungi; Ascomycota; Sordariomycetes; Ophiostomatales; Ophiostomataceae
Exons: 2
Coding region: 1-273 (90 amino acids)
Source: RefSeq, a predicted model, not a curated record
AUGUCGAACCAAGGAUACUACAACCAGGGCCCCCCCCAGCACUACGGUGGCCCGCCGCCCCAGGGCUACCCCCAAUACCCUCAGCAGGCGUACGGCGGUCAACCACAAGGCUACUACCCGCCCCAGGGCGGCAUGCAGUACCAGCAGGCGCCGCCGCCCCAGAAGCAGGGCGGUGGUGACGGCUGCCUCAAGGCCUGCUUGGGUGCCGCUCUGUGCUGCUGCAUUUGCGACGAGUCCAUGGACUGCUGUCUCGACUGCUGCGCGCUGUGUUAA